AUGAUCCAGCAGUUUAUGGCAGAGCUGCCUGCAUCACGGGUGACCCCAGCACGAGCCUUUACAACGACAGGCGUCGAUUAUUUUGGUCCGCUGUACGUAAGACCUGGGUUUCGGAGAGCGGCAGUGAAGGCUUACGUGGCAGUUUUCGUGUGCUUCGCUUCGAAGGCGGUGCACCUGGAGAUAGUGACCGAUCUAUCUACGGCGAGGUUUUUACAAGCGUUAAGGAGGUUUACGUCGCGGCGAGGAAAGUGUGCUGUUCUUCACUCUGACAACGGCACCAAUUUUGUCGGGGCGAAGAACAAGAUGUCCGAGUUGUUGCAGAGAUUGCGGUGUUCCGAUUUUCACGACGAGGUGGCCCGGCAGUGCGCAGACGAAGGUAUGCAGUGGAAAUUUAACCCACCAGGAGCUCCCCACUUCGGCGGCCUCUGGGAGGCGGCAGUUCGAUCGGCGAAGCAGUAUCUGGUACGAGUUUUGGGAGAAUCCGUCGCCACCUAUGAGGACAUGGUGACACUUUUGGCAGAAGUGGAAUGUUGCCUCAAUUCGAGGCCACUUACCCAACUAAAGGACGACCCCGAGGAUUUGCGAGCGUUGUCACCCGGUCAUUUCCUCAUCGGUGCAGAACUACAGGCCCUACCAGACGAGGAUUUCCAGGAUUGUGCGUCGAACCGAUUACCCCCAUGGGAUCUGGUGCAGCAACGAGUUAAGCAUUUCUGGUCGAGAUGGAGGAAGGAGUACCUGAAUCAACUGCAGGCUCGCAACAAAUGGUGGAAGCCUGCUGUCAAGGUGGAAGUUGGCAAACUGGUGGUAAUCCGAAACGAUAAUCUCCCGCCCACGCGUUGGCGGAUGGGUAGAAUCACCGAAGCACAUCCAGGACCAGACGGAGUGGUAAGGGUCAUAUCCUUGAAGACGGCCAGCGGACCAUGUACCAGACCGGUGACCCAAAUCUGUAUCUUACCGGUGCAGAUGUCGACGGAAGCGGAAGAAGGUGAGAGGCAGGAUUGA
Messenger RNA from Uranotaenia lowii, 1002 nucleotides. RefSeq lists its product as uncharacterized. The record is from RefSeq and is a predicted model, not a curated record. Bases 1 to 1002 code for a protein of 333 amino acids. Lineage: Eukaryota; Metazoa; Arthropoda; Insecta; Diptera; Culicidae. Gene Ontology annotation, molecular function: nucleic acid binding. Gene Ontology annotation, biological process: DNA integration. The transcript has a single exon.